Rotaria sp. Silwood1 is the source of this 216-nucleotide messenger RNA. The record is from the annotation of a GenBank genome assembly. Lineage: Eukaryota; Metazoa; Rotifera; Eurotatoria; Philodinida; Philodinidae.
AUGAAAACAUUAACAUUAACAUUAACAUUAAUGAAAACAUUAACAUUAACAUUAACAUUAAUGAUUAAUGAAAAAAGAUUAACAUUAAUAUUAAUGGGUGUCGCGUUAGCAUUAGCAUUAGCAUUAAUUAAUGCUAAUGCUAAUGCUUUUGCGUUAGCAUUAACAGUUAACGCUAAUGCUUUGGCAUUAAUGGCAUUAGCGUUAAUUAAUGCUUAG